ACAAGAGCGCACCAGUUUACUGUAGCAUCAGCACUGGAGAUGCACGCCGGUUGAGAGCUCAGCUGCGACUCUGCGCACACAGGCGUCUUCUAUAAGUAGACUCUCACUGGAGAGUAAAGAACAAGACAGCAUGCUCUUCAACUCUCUCUUUACCACUUGAUUUUCCCGCAAUGUGUUUGUAUUUGGAUUAAGUUUCCACGUCAUUUCGAGGGACGCGGACAGUGUGGGGGGAAACAUGAGGAAUACUGUCGGUUCCCGUGGAUGAUGAUGUCCCACAAUGAACGCAGAUUUCCAAAAUUCACUGCAAGUUCCUCGACCAAAGGUCCGCAGUCAUCUGACCAUAAAAGUGCAGUCCAAACUGAUGUCCAGGCCGUGUCCAUCUGUCCAUGGUCCAAAACCUCCUGUUGCGCCCAAACCAAGACCCCUGUAUGUGCCUCACAAACACAGGGAGCCCUGCCCCUCACAGAGCCUGAGUAACGGAGACCUGGCUCAUUUAGAUGGAGAGACGGAGGAUCUCCAUGAUAUGGCUGAGGGUAAUCAGGACAAAGAGGAGAAAAGUGAGGCAGAGGAUGGAGUUAAUGACAAUGGUAUAGGACCCAAUGAUAAAGACAACAUAGUAGAAGGACAAAUUGAGGAGGAAACCGAAAAGGAGGUAGACAUAUUAGAUAAUGAUCGCGACAGCAUUGGCUCUGAGGACACAAUCAAAGCAGAUGAUGGUUCAAUUGUUGACACUACUGAGGAUGAAAACACUGACAAUGACUUGAACCAGCCUGAAGGUGGCAAUCACACUGAUGAUGACAAUACAUCAACACCCGCACUUCCUCCUGCUGACAGGGAGGAUGAAAGAGGAGAAGAAACAGAAGAGGAGGAACAGAGUUGUAGUGAAAACAAUGAAAUACUUUGUGACUCAGCAGGACACUCAGAUGUAGAGGAAGAAGUCCUUGACCAGUCACACAGUCGAGGUGAUACAGGCAAUGAUACUGGGCAUAAUGAUGUGGACAGUGAGGACUGUGUGCACUGUCCUGAGGAGACUGAGCUGGAAGCUGGAGGAUUUGCAUUUGGAUUCAGUGUGCUUCCAACUGUAACUGAGGAGUAUCCCUAUGAUGUGAUUGGCCCCACAGAUGAUGCUAGUUCUACAUGUGAAUCAUGUGACCCAGCUGAAACAGGGGAUGCAGAGGUAUGGCAACCAGAACGGGCUACCAAGGACCUGUCUGGCUGUUUCAGAUUCACAUCCAGCACUGAGGAUGUGUUUGGACCUUAUUCGGUCAUUGAAGCUGUUCCAGCAAAUUUGGCAGAUACUGCUGACCCAGAGUGGAGUCAGGAUGACACUGAUGACAUACCUUCAAAUGAAAUGCAAACAGCAAGUGCUUCUAACCAGGAACCUUACUAUGUGUCAUCAAAUGAUGUGGACAAGCUAGAUGAUAAGCAAACCCUCUCAGAACAGGAGGAAACCGAGGAAGUCAAUGAUCAGUCAAAUCAGCACAAAGACAAAGCAAAGGACAGUGAGUCAGCAGAUGAAUAUGCAGACAUUGACGAUUCACUCUGCAUUAAAGCAGAUGAGCAGUGUGUCUCAUCGGAGGAUUAUGUCGAGAUAGGUGAUGAAGAUGAAGAGGAGGAAACAGAAAAGAAACAUAUCAAAGGAAAAAGUGCAAAAGAGAGAACUGCUAAACGAGAGCAGGCCUUCCUCAGCCAGCGAGCAAGCUGUCAGCCUCGCCUAAGGUUGUGCAACAUCACUGUGCCAACAGACCUGGACCUGGGCCGCACCCCCGAGCUCACCAACAGGGUGGUGUUUGCCCACACCACUGAGGCCUUUGAAGAGGACAUUGAGGAACUGGACUGCCAUAUUGUGCCUUACUAUGAAGACACAGACUCUGACAGCGAAGAGCAUAUAUACGAAGAAGCUGGGUUUGACUCAGAAGGGGAGAACUUUGUGACACUUGAUCGGAAGACUAUUGUCACACGAUCACGCUCUUAUUCUGGGAAAGUUCCGGGUUACGUCCCAGAAACUGUACCAGAGGAGACAGGGACGGAGUACCAGACUCAUGACUACUGCACAGUGGCCUUGGAUAAGACCAAUGAACCUCUUAGCCAUUCACAGCAGCCUGGGGUCAACAAUCUGAUCCCAUCUAUGAAGUCUCGCCGCUUCUUGUUAUAUUCCCGAUCUGCAGAGGGUACAGAAUUGUCUUUGACCACUCCCACAGAGAUCGGCCAUUCUCUAAAGGAUGACAUAAGAAUAAGAAGGAAAGAUGAUACUCUUUCACUUCCGUGUGUCAUAACAUCUUCUGGAAGUUUCUCUCAGCGUAGCCAUCAAUCAUCCAGUGGUGUUUCCACGCCAACCUCUCUAGUGGACAUUCCACCACCCUUUGAGCUGGCAUACAUUACCAAAAGACCAGUCACCAAGAGUUCUCCAUCUCUCCUGAUCCAGCAUGAACCCAAUGACAUACCUAAGAAGAAAAAGUCUUCCUUCAAGCGCUUUCUGGCACUUAAGUUCAAAAAGAAAACAGAUUCGAAGGGUUUUAGUGAUGGAAGUGUCCGCUCUUCGCGUUCUUCCUCCGAGUCCAGCCACCACGGCCCAGUAAGAGUCAUAGAGCUUGAUCGCAGAAGCAAUGGCAGCUCUCCUCAGCUUCAGUCUCAUAUAGUGAACCCCCAACAGCGUCCUUUAGACCUGCCAUCCUCCUUUGUCCACCAUCAGAGAAGAAAAUCUUAUGGCAGAGGCGUCUCCAGAGUGGAAUCCUUUGAGGAGCGUUCUCGACGCUCCGCCAUGCCACUGCCUUUGACCAAACCUCGCUCCAUCUCUUUCCCCAGUGCAGACACCUCAGACUAUGAAAACAUCCCAGCCAUGAGCUCAGACUAUGAGAACAUCCAGAUCCCAGGCAGACCCACCAGAUCCCACACUGUGACUGAGUUUUUUGAGGACCCAAGCCGCAGUACAGUUCAGUGCAAUGAGAAUGAUGGCUAUGUGGAUAUGAACAGUUUCACUGGGAUUGACAGCAAACCCCAGCCAAAAGACGAUACUGAAAGUGCCUACACGGAGCCUUUCCCAAUGAACCCUGUCUCUGUUGGGCUGUCAGCAGACGAGGACCACGGGCGUACCUCAGAGGAGGAAGAGGGCGUGGCAGAGCAAGGUUAUGACCGACAGAUUGAUGGCCGAUCCCGAGCUUUCUACGUCGCCAAAGAGCUCGUCGACUCAGAGAGACUGCAUGUCAGUGCCCUCAAGUACCUUCAAGAGGACUUUAGGUCAGCAGUGACAGAGACGGAAGGUGAGGAAGGGGACCCUGUGUUGGAGGAGCAGAGGUUAGGAGAGAUAUUGGGUGUACUUCCCCAGGUCUACGCCCUCCACAGCAGCAUCCUUACUGAGCUGGAGGAACGCAUCAGUCAGUGGGAGGAGAGCCAAAGGGUAGUAGAUGUGAUCCUGUCACGUCGGGAGGACUUUGGGGUGUUUGACACCUAUAUCUCGGAGUAUGAUCGCAGCAUGUCCUUACUUGAGGAGAGCUGCAGGAACAACAAGGCUUUCGCCACCAUCGUCAAGAAAUUUGAGACAAGAAGCCCAGAAGAAGCUGAAGUCCCACUGAAACACCAGCUGCUGCAGGUUAUAGUGAGAGUGCUUCAGUAUCGAAUGCUACUCACAGACUACCUGAACAACCUCUCUCCUGAUUCUAAAGAAUACGAGGACACACAAGCUGCCUUGGUGAUCGUGUCCGAGGUGGCAGACCAGGCCAAUGACAAUCUGAAACAGGGGGAGAACCUACUGCGCCUGGUCCACAUAGAGUACAGCGUAAAGGGAAAGAGGGACCUCCUGAAGCCUGGGAGGAUGUUUGUCAAAGAGGGCACACUCAUGAAGGUCUCGAAGAAAAGCAGGCAGCCUCGACACUUGUUUCUGAUGAACGACAUUAUGCUGUACACCUACCCUCAGCAGGAUGGAAAAUACAGGCUGAAAAACACGCUAUCUCUGUCUGGGAUGAAGGUGAGCAAACCUGUCCUCGACAAUGUGCUGAACUGUCUUAGGAUCGAGGUGUCUGACAUCACUAUUACACUCUCAGCCAGUUCAGUUGGAGAGAGGGAGGACUGGUUCCACACAUUGAGUCGAGCCAUAGCAGACCAUGCUGCAGGACUCUGCACGUUUGGUGGACCCUGCAGUGAGGCCCGUGAAAAGUUGUGGAUGGCCCUGGGAGAGGCUGCUCCUGUACUGGUGCCAGUUUCUCAUGUGAUGAUGUGCAUGAACUGUACCUCGGACUUCAGCCUCACGCUGAGACGACAUCAUUGCAACGCCUGCGGCAAGGUGGUGUGCCGUGCUUGUUCCAGAAACAGAUACCCACUGAAGUACCUCAAAGACAGGGUGGCCAAAGUGUGUGACCACUGCUAUGCUGAGCUCAGGAAAAGAGGUGGCAGCGUGUCAGGGGCAUGUGGUAACUCCAGCCCUCGGACUCACCGGGCCAGCCGUCCCCUCUCUGCUGUCUUCCAGAGCCUGCAGCCCCCAAGUUUGUGGAAGAGCAGGAAGAGCACCUCCCCUCUCAACCAGGUGUCACUUGCCGUUGAGGGCUCUACCAUGAGCGGCAGCCUGCAGCGCCGAAAGAAGAGCAAGAGGAAGUGGAAGCGGCUGUGGUUCCUCCUCAAAGACAAGGUGCUCUACACCUUCACAGCCCGUGAGGACAAAGUGGCUUCAGAGAGUUUACCUCUGCAGGGCUUCACUGUCAAGCUGACGGAGAGGCCAGAGGGCGAGGAGAGCAGCAAUGUGUUCCAUCUGUACCACAAGAAAACCCUGUACUACACCUUUAGGGCAGAUGAUCAACACACUGCACGCAGAUGGGUCAAUGCCAUGGAGGAGGCUACUGUUUUAUAGCACCUGCUCAGUUAAAUGAAUAUGCCCUGCUGUCCAUGACUGCUAGAACUCCUCUGUGCAGCACAACAUAGCUACCUGCUGCAUCUGAACUCACACCAUCAGUAAGGAUUCAUCACGUCUGACCUGUUGUGGAAUAUUAUGUGACAAUUUAAUCACCGGGGGGAUUUGUGACAAGGCUGCCACGUGAUGAUAGGGAGGUAAAAAUAGGAGAGUCAGAGGGUGCUACUACGUGGUGAGGAGAAGUGGAAACCUCUCUCUUGGAGUAUGAUCUAAAGUAUGAAAACUCUUCCCAGUGAGUUCCCAAUGCGCUGAUUUACUGGGGCACCUCACUUUUAAGAGGCAGCUUGGAUACAUCAAAUGAUUCAUCUAAAAGAAACAAUUUAUUCCCCUUUUCUUCCUUUUUCCUUACAAGGACCAAAAGAGUGUUCUUCAAGUCAACUUUUCUUUAAUUUUGCUGUAUUUUGGUGUCAUUUUUUUUAGAAGUCCACUGGAUUAAUUAACCACUCUUUGGGUUCUGCAGGAGAACAUCGCAUCCUUCAGUUUUAUAUGUGAGACAGUUACAUUAUGUGUUCUGUGAUGGGUCAUAUUGCAAAAACACCCAAAACAAACUUUGCUCCAAAGUAGUAUUCACAGCUAGUAAAGAGGAAAAUAUUGGUUACCAUUUUAGAGAGAUAUUUGAUAUUCUGAAUAUAUAUUGUGAAGUAUACACUGAAGUGAAUUAUAUGACUUGUCUGUAUAAAAAAAAGUGUUACAUGAUGUUCUGAAUAAGAGGUCAUCUUAAUCAUCAUGGUGUGUGUACAUUAUAUUUCUUGUGGAGUGUUACUCUUGUAUUGAAUCUACAAAGCUAUGGAAUGACCCUAAGCAUGACGACCACUCAACACCAUUUGUAGAAGGAUGAACACUUUCAAAGACACUUUGUGUUUGAAUUUGUAGGUUUUGACAGAUGUGUCACACAGUUCUGAAGUGCCAAUUGAUUUCUUCCAGCUGAAUGCAGUGCAAUUUGCAAUUGAUGAUGAAUGUGCCUGAAAAUAAAUUGUACUCCUUGUUUGUCUUUUGUUAUCACAGUACUGUACUACUGUCAUGUCUCCAGAAGAGACCUUGAUAACAUUUGUUUUUUUUAUCUACGCCUAUAUACUUUAAUCUUCUAGUAUUUUGAACAGUUCAGUUACAGUCCAGUAACAUUAGAAUAUACUAUUGUGCCACUUUUAUUAAUGCAUUUUUCAUGCUGUAUAUACACUGCUGGAUAAAAUCAUACUUUAACCACUUGGACUUAAUAGCAACUGCUGAAAAAAAGCCAAUCCCAUACUACCUAUAAACUGUCAGUGUCAAAGUCAUCUGAGCCGCUCAUGUCUUAAGCAGUAGGGAGAACACUGGAGUUUCAUUCCUCUCUACUGUUACAUAAUCAGACAUGCAUAUUUUCUGUUACACUAAACCUAGAGGCAUUAUCUGCUCCAUUCAGAAUGCAGCUGUACUACAUGUGAUCUUCCACCUUUUCAAACUACAUUGUUUCUAAAGCACACUGUUCAUCAAGUACUGUUCAGCUUUUCUACCUGUUUCCUAUGUGCCAUACUUAUAGUGUUAUUAUGGAUUGUACCUCUUGCAUAUAGUGCAUUGUAAAUGUUUCUGUAUAUAGAUACAUAUAAAAAUAAACUCCUUUAAAAAGUUUA
Larimichthys crocea (large yellow croaker) is the source of this 6507-nucleotide messenger RNA. It is a transcript of the gene fgd5a, whose product is annotated as FYVE, RhoGEF and PH domain containing 5a. The record is from RefSeq and is a predicted model, not a curated record. Lineage: Eukaryota; Metazoa; Chordata; Actinopteri; Sciaenidae. Gene Ontology annotation, cellular component: cytoplasm. The coding region runs from base 278 to 4840 and encodes 1520 amino acids. The transcript has 21 exons. Gene Ontology annotation, molecular function: metal ion binding; guanyl-nucleotide exchange factor activity.